This is a messenger RNA of Chironomus riparius, 4273 nucleotides long. The record is from the annotation of a GenBank genome assembly. NCBI's taxonomy places the organism in Eukaryota, Metazoa, Arthropoda, Insecta, Diptera, Chironomidae.
AGUUCGCUCUCAACGCUCGCGCGAGAAAGGUUAACGAUACGCAAACGGCCCCGAAAAAACAAAAUUUCAGAAGGAAAACCUUUAAAAAAAAGAAAGAGAAAAGUUAAAUAGAAAGUUAUUUUAAUAAUUUAAUGUGAAAAUAAUAAAAACAAUUGAAAAUAUUUAGAAACAAUUAAAAAGCGGACAUUUUUUGGAUAAAAGUUAAUGACAGUAUUUUUGUUUGUGCCUUAAUGAUUGAGAAAAAAAUUAAAUUUCCAUGAACAAAAUACAUAAAAAACUCUUUAAAAGACUAAUAAAAAAGUGAAAAAAAUUUCAGUGCUUUUUGUUCCUUUUUUGCUCGCUUGCAAAGGAAUCAAGGAGAUUAAAUUCAAAAAGGGGGACAUUUUCCUAUCCGAAAACGAAAUUUAUCAUAAUCAUUGCCGUCAGUUGUUGUAUCAAGUCUAGGAUUUUCUCCAUAGAUGUCAUGGAAAACGUAAUUCUUUUGUGAAAGGAAAAGAAUAUUAACAGGAAGAAGAACUUCACCUUAAUUUCCCCGACUUUGCUAUCAGAAGAAAAAAAAACUCUCACAAUUUUCUCUCGCAAAAUUCGCAUUUGUGUCAGUGACAGUAGAAGAUUACCAUGAGUCGGCUUUGUCUCGGAUGAAAGAAAAAAUUUAUGGGAAAGUAGCAAACUCGUUACAGCAACUGUCUGCUGACUGAAGCCGAAGAGCUUUCUAGUCUGGAAGUUUUCAUAUAUUAUCGCCUGCGUCAAAAUAUCGAUUCAUAUAAAGGGGGUGCGCAUCACAUCUGUACAGAGCAUAGAGACUAGAAAGUCGAGCAAAAUACAGUUCUUGUACUCGACUUUCCAUUCAAUUUUUUUUUCUCACUUUUCGUUUUGUGUCUUGGAAGUAGCGUGAACACUUCCAUAAACUUUAUUCCCGAAAAAGCUGAUUUUUGUGUGUUAAGAAGGACACUUUUUCGAAUAUAGUCGCGGGUCUCCUGAGUGUGUGUAUAUGUUUUGUACAUAUUAUAUGAAAAAUUAUUUUAAAUAAUUCCCCUAGAAAAAAAAAUAAAAGAGGAAACAUUAAGUUUGGACCUCCAAAAAAAUAUUUUAAAAGAAAAGCAAUCAGACUAAAGAAAAACGGGAACUAAAUUUGUGUUUGUCAGUUCAGUGAAAUCUUAAACUCACCAAAAAAAAAAAGAAAGUUCAUUCAGUGUGUUUUUGUGUUCGUUAAAUUCGGUAAGGAAAGGAAAUAUUGGAAAGGCACACACAAAAAAAUAAAAAAAGGAAAGAAAGGAGAAUAAAAAAAAUUUUCAGUAUAGUUUGGUCAGCCUAGCAGCUAGCAGCCGCGCGCACAACUCGCACGGGGGAUUGUCUCUCUCAAAUUCUGAAUGAAUGAUAAAUUUGACGGAUUAGCCCGGAGGUCCUUAUCGAUAUUGCCAUCAAAUUCGCGUUGGUCUUACGUUACAUCAUCAUAUAUUUCGCGUUCGUUGUGUCAAAGUAUUGAUUUUGGUGGUUGUGCAGGACCUAGAUUACAACACGUGUGCAUAAACGAAAAUUACGGCAGUGCUCAAGAUGGCCGACAGCGGAGCAGUAAAGGAAUUACGAAAAAAUAUCGAAAAAAUUCAUUGUUGUCGCGUUAUUGUUGUGGAAAAAAUUGUGAAACAAAGUGUAAAGCCAAUCAUCUCACUGCAAGUGCAAAAUUGUGGAUUGGUGUAUUAAAUCACCAUCGAAAUCGGUGUGUGGUCAGGUACCAUCAAAAAUGGGGCGGCGAUGAUCCCCAUUUUCAAUUCACAGUUGUCUGCUCAAGGGCCUGGCCUGAAAAAGCAAAAAUGCUAGCGCUUACGAAUCGGUCAAUAUGCGGCCAGGACCCAGGUUGGUCGUGAUGGUUGCGCUUGCGUUUAUUUCGGGGGCUCAAAGUAGCACCAACCAGCAACAAAGAGAGAGCAGUAAUAGGGGCAAGUUGUUGAGCAAACGGGACGAAAGUGCAAAAUAUGAAACAUCACAACAAACAUCCACAUCGUUUUUGUCCAAUAUAAAUCCGUGGUUAUCAGCGUGCGAUCUGGCGCAACCAAACACAGCACCGGAUCUCCAGGGUUCAUGUACAGCCGGAACACUGCCAGUGGCAUGGAUUAAUGAAGGCCCAGGGCCACCGAUGCAGUGCCCGCAAUCAUGUCAACAUAAUCAUCGUUAUAAUCAAAAUACAUUAAAAACUUCUAAUGAUAAUAAAAAUACUAAUAAUUAUAAUAAUAAUAAUAAUAAUAAAAUAAACAAGAAUAAUAACAAUAAUUUUAGUAAUAAUAAUAAUAAUAACAUGAAUUAUAAUGAUAUAAAUAUGGAGAACCGGUUAAAAGAAAAUCGACAGUGCCUUGACUAUUUGGGGGGCGAUAAUAAUGAUGAAUAUAGUCCAUCUAAAAUAUGUAAUGUAAAAUCAUCAAGUGAUAUUGAGACCAAAUUGAAAUCGAUACGUUUAAGACAUUGCUGUGAACGUGAUGUUGCGAGUGCAUUACAUAAUGAUGCAUAUAUUGAUGUAUUGAAUGGAGGUGCUGCCUGCAAAAUGCGUCUCAACGAACUUAUUGAAGCUGAUAGCUUGGCAGAGCGUUUAACUUGUGAAUUUAUGGAAAUUUUAGUUAGAUACGAUUGCGUUUCUCGAUAUUCGUUAAUUCAUCGCUGUGGAGAUUGUAAAGAAAUGUAUCGACGAUGGGUUUGCAGUACAUUUAUUCCAUAUUUUGGAACGCAAAAUGAUAUUAAAUCAGAUCCAUUGCCCGAGACAACAACUACAUCUGUACAAUCAACGAAUAACAAUGUUAUGAAUAAUAUCGACAGUAAAGCACAAAAAAUGUUUAUGCAAGAUCGCAUUCUAGAGGACUCCAAUGAAAUAAAGAGGUCAAGAAGAAAAGCUCGCAUGGAACAGAAACGAAUUCGAAUACGACCGUGUAUAAGUGUAUGUCAAAAGGUUGAACAGAUAUGCCCAUAUAUGUUGCCUGCUGAUCGCGCUCCUGCCUAUCCCACUCAGUACGCUGGUGAACCAACGUUCUUUUGCCUCGAUCCCAACAUCGAUGAGACUGGAAAUCAGUUAUAUAAAUCGAAUCAUGGUCCAUCAGAAUGCUGCUACGAGUAUUGCAAACAUGAAGAUGGAUUAUGUUCGAGUAAAUGCGAUCCUAUAUUCAAUAUUAACAAUGAAACUGCCAUCAUAGCCGAUCGCAAUCGUUCAAAUACAUCGAAGCAUCAUACAAACGAGACGAAAUCGGAUCCUUCUAUGAAUCAAACGCCAAAUCUAUUUGUCAAACUAGACAAUGGAACGUAUGUACUAAAUGAUUAUAGUAAUAUGCCUGAUAUGAAGGACAUGCAAUGUAACAUACUCUAUAACAUCACACAAUCAACGCAACAUUGUUCAAUAUCACAAGCGCAAGUUGCUGCUGUCAAAUCUAGCGCAAAUUCUUUUAACUACUAUCCCUCGUCAUCAUCAUCAUCAUCCGUUAUAUCAAUUUUAAUUCAACAUCUAACAACUUAUAAUAAUCUUAUUGAUAAUUAUAAUGAUAAAUAUGAUAAUAAUAAUUAUAACAAAGGAAGUAAUCAUCAUGAUAAUGGUAAUGACAACAACAACAUCAAUAGAAACAACAACAGUUUUACCUAUCAGCACCUAAAUCUAGUCGAAAAAAUUUCAAUCAAAUGCAUUGUCGCACAGCUAAUAAGCCAUUGGACGAAUCUUGUGUGGAAUUUAAUGAAAGUUAUAGCACUACAACUAAUAUUGCUCCAACUUGCCACCGGAUCAUAGUUUUUGAAUGAAACAUACGACAUAUUUUGUACGAAAUAAAUAAUAACGCAUUCGGAGCGAAUUCGAAAUAAAUAAAAUAUAUAACAAAAAAAAGUAAAAAAAAAUUGAAUCGCGCGCGCGCAGACUGCAAUCAUUCGAGCAAACAGCACCAAAAAAGCACCACAUAUACAUGACUAUACGACGACAAGUGGUGGUGAUAUGUUGAACAAAAAAAAAGAAAUGAAAUGAAAUGAAAAAAAUAAUAAUGAUGAAAAAAAAGUGUAUUUGUGUGUGAACAUCAUUAUUCUCAUCAUCGUCAUCAUUUAUGAAUGGUUACGAUGAGGAUGCACAUUAAAAUUGAACAAUUUAUUUUUGUCUCUUUAACACACAUACACACAAAUGUAUUGAGAAUUUCACACAUCUACGAUGAGACAUAAUAUACUUGAAAUGAAAAAAAAAAAUGUUGAAAAAUUUUAAUGAAUGAAGCAAAAAAAACGUGGAAAUUUUUUUCUCACGGAAAUUUUUAUGGACCACGAA